GGACGUUUGAUGUGGUUGGUUGUCAAAGACUGUGCUGUUGUGUGUUUACAGUGAUUUAUUACCCGUUACUAUAAUCAUAAUUGCAGUAUAAGGUUUUAGGGAGUAGAUGAAGGUGACAGUAUGUCUCGCAACAAAGACAAGCACGAGGGCGCGAGUGGGCGCACAUACCAUAUCAUGUCGGAAGCAGAACGAGCCUCUGGUCGUAGAGGAGGUUGGACUACUCUUGAGGUAACAGGAGGUGUGCGCGCCCUAGCGCCGCCCCUCUUUCAGCUGACUCACUUGACAGCGCUGUAUUUGAACGACAACUCACUGCAGCGCAUCCCUACCGACAUCAAUCAACUCGUCAACUUGCACACACUGGACAUAUCCAACAAUAAACUGAGAUCGCUGCCCGUCGAGCUAGGAGACCUAAUACAGCUCAGAGAACUACACCUGCAUAAUAACUACCUAAGAGCACUGCCUUAUGAACUUGGUAGGCUCUUCCACCUCCAGUUGCUCGGGCUACAGGGGAACCCCCUGAACAAGGAGAUGCUGUCGAUAUACAACGACUCCAACGGAACCGCCAAGCUGAUCACGUACAUGCUCGACAACUUGCAAGUUUCUGCAACAUUACCGCCGCAGAGACCUUGGAUACCGCUAACGCGACCGAACAGGACUCGUCCGACUUGCAUCUUCACGGUGAUGUGCUAUAACGUGUUGUGCGACAAGUACGCGACAAGACAGAUGUACGGCUACUGUCCGAGUUGGGCGCUCGAGUGGGACUACAGGAAGAAGGGUAUUUUAGACGAAAUUAGGCAUUACUCAGCAGACCUUAUUAGUUUACAGGAAGUCGAAACGGAUCAGUUCUAUAAUUUUUUCCUGCCAGAAUUAAAACAGGACGGUUAUGACGGAAUUUUCUCGCCGAAAUCUCGUGCAAAGACGAUGUCAGAAUCGGAGAGGAAAUACGUCGACGGAUGUGCAAUAUUUUUCAGAUCUGCAAAGUUCGCAUUAGUUAAGGAGCACCUCAUAGAGUUCAAUCAGCUGGCGAUGGCCAACAGCGAGGGAUCAGACAACAUGUUAAAUCGAGUAAUGCCGAAGGACAACAUAGGUCUUGCAGCCUUAUUGAAGACUAAAGAAGCCGCCUGGGAGAAUGGUAAUGUUGCUAGUUUACCAACGGACUCGUCAAUGAUCGGCCAGCCGAUACUCGUCUGCACAGCUCACAUCCACUGGGACCCAGAGUUCUGCGACGUGAAACUCAUCCAAACGAUGAUGUUAAGCAACGAGCUCAGAACGAUCCUGGACGAUUCGGGAAGGACAUUACGUCUCGCCGGACAGAGAGACAACGUGCAGCUGUUGCUCUGCGGGGACUUCAAUUCCUUGCCUGAUAGCGGCGUGGUCGAGUUCCUGUCCGCGGGGCGCGUCUCGUCUGAGCAUCGCGACUUCAAGGAGCUCGGGUACGCGACGUCCCUGCGCCGCAUGCCCGGCUCCGAGCACGAGUUCACGCACAACUUCAAGCUGGCCUCGGCCUACAGCGAGGACAUCAUGCCCUACACCAACUACACGUUUGACUUCAAAGGUAUUAUCGACUACAUAUUCUACAGUAAACAGACGAUGACCCCCUUAGGGUUGUUGGGUCCCUUGUCGCAGGAGUGGUUCCGCGAGCACAAGGUCGUUGGCUGUCCUCAUCCGCACAUACCUUCAGAUCACUUCCCGCUGCUAGUUGAGCUGGAGAUGUCCCCUAGCACGAGCGGCAACUCGAACGGGCUGAUCGGCCGCAGGUAGCGCCGCACCAGCGCCCGCCACUGACGUCACGAGCCGUCGCCGUCGCCGUGACGUCACCGCUCGCCGCGUCCGCUGUGAACACUGACGUUUGUACCGUCGCCUUAAUCUUAAGUAUUAAUCUUGUUCGGUCCUCGAUGCGGCUCCGUAGUUGCGGUCGGAAUCCGCUAGAGGUCGUGUCGCGUUGACAGUCGCCGCCGCCGCCCGAACGUCCGCGGUUCGAUCUUGGACCUUAUUUACACGUAUCGUUUAGAAUCAUUUUUGAAUGCACACAAGAAUUUAGUAUAAUGACGAUACGACUGAACGUAACACAAAGCAAUCUGUUGUAGUAAUUAAUUAACGUGUUAAAUGAUAAUGUUACGUUGUUGAUACGGUUUAAUCAGUGUGUUGGGUAAUGUAUCGAGAUGUCACUUGUAUGUGUCCCCCGGGGGAUAGUUGUAGAAAUUGCGUGCUCGCGUGUGUGUUUGUGUGGGAGGGACGAAUUAUUAUGGACUCUAAGCGAAGGACACAACGUUCAUAACGGAGUGACAGCUGAUCAAAAACGCCGAUUAACCUAUGUAUGCAAUUACGUACUUAACUAUGUUUAGUGUGUGUGCUCUGUGUGUUUGUAACGUACUUUUCUUGGACGAUUUUUCUUAUUGCCCUCGUAGGCAGACGAGCGUACGGCCCAGCUGACGGUGAGUGGUUACCGUCGCCCGUGGACGUCAGCAAUGCCAAGCCGCUGCCUACCGUAAAUAAGUCUGUGCGGAAUAAUACGUAUAUCACUAUAUCACAUCCGAGUUGUACUUAUAUUAUUAUCCUUUACAAGAUAAUUUACAAAAGACUAAAACAAUUUUAAACAUCUACAUGUUUUGGUCUUAUUCAUGUUUAGUCAUCGAUGGUUUAUAAGCUCGUUAUAUAUAAUAUUGUUACGCACUGGGGUUCGGGAUAAAUAAAUGUUCCAACAAAGUACAAAUUAAAAACUGUAUUCAACACU
Molecule: messenger RNA, 2734 nt
Organism: Bombyx mandarina (wild silkworm)
Lineage: Eukaryota; Metazoa; Arthropoda; Insecta; Lepidoptera; Bombycidae
Gene: twin
Product: CCR4-NOT transcription complex subunit 6-like twin
Molecular function (GO): 3'-5'-RNA exonuclease activity; protein binding
Source: RefSeq, a predicted model, not a curated record